This is a messenger RNA of Glycine soja, 686 nucleotides long. Its product is annotated as calvin cycle protein CP12-1, chloroplastic-like. The transcript has a single exon. Lineage: Eukaryota; Viridiplantae; Streptophyta; Magnoliopsida; Fabales; Fabaceae. The coding region runs from base 166 to 552 and encodes 128 amino acids. Gene Ontology annotation, cellular component: chloroplast. Gene Ontology annotation, biological process: negative regulation of reductive pentose-phosphate cycle. The record is from RefSeq and is a predicted model, not a curated record.
GUUCUCUAACAAAAUGUAAUAUCUCUAGUACUAAAAAACAAAAAACUCGUCAAGUGGUUGUGACAAGAUAAGUAAUAUGCGUACACAAAUAUUCACCGGCAUUGCUUAUAUAUCCCUCCCACAAAUUAAACCUCUCUAUUCUAAUACUGAAAGAGUUAAUAAAGAAUGGCAACAAUAGCUACUAGUGGUGUGAGUCUUUCAAGCCCUAGCACAGUACUUGCUAUGAAAUCAGACUCAGCACAAAAGGCCCAGGCCAUGAGCUUCCCAGCUCUGUUCAGGCCCAUUCAAAAGUGGCCCGGUUUGGUGAAGGCCCGGCCCGUUUGGGCCACGCCGGAGAAGAUAUCGGAGAAGGUGGAGGAGAGCAUCAAGAGCGCGGAGGAGGCGUGCUCGGGAGCUGGCGGCGACGCAGAGUGCGCGGCGGCGUGGGACGAGGUGGAGGAGCUGAGCGCGGCGGCGAGCCACGCCAGGGAGAAGCAGAAGCAAUCUGACCCGCUCGAGAACUACUGCAAGGACAACCCGGAGACCGAUGAGUGCCGCACCUAUGAUAACUGAACUCAUGCAUUUCAACGUUUCAAUGUAUAUCUAUUAUUCUACCUUCUGUUACAUCAGAGACACCAUGUAUUAUUAUUAUUAAUUAAUUCUUAUUCAUAGUAAGAAUAUAUAAUUCAAAAACUGAAUCACUCGUA